This is a messenger RNA of Fonsecaea nubica, 1173 nucleotides long. RefSeq lists its product as hypothetical. The record is from RefSeq and is a predicted model, not a curated record. Gene Ontology annotation, biological process: translational initiation; formation of cytoplasmic translation initiation complex; formation of translation preinitiation complex. Gene Ontology annotation, cellular component: eukaryotic translation initiation factor 2 complex. Gene Ontology annotation, molecular function: mRNA binding; translation initiation factor binding; translation initiation factor activity. The transcript has a single exon. Bases 1 to 1173 code for a protein of 390 amino acids. NCBI's taxonomy places the organism in Eukaryota, Fungi, Ascomycota, Eurotiomycetes, Chaetothyriales, Herpotrichiellaceae.
AUGGCUGAAGUUGUGCGUAUCGCCACACAAAUCCCCACCUCGCACGCAGAUGCCUCCUCAGUCGGGGAGGCCAAUCUGAAACCUCCUGCACCUCGCCCCACAAGCAGGAAGAAUUCAGACAUGACUGACACAUCAACUCCUCUCUUACAGGAACAACCUCAACCGAUUCCUCACCGAAAACCUCGCAAAUCGGUCGCAUUCAGCGGCGACAGCACCAUCAUGGAUGAAAAUGGCGAGAUUUCAGAAGCGCCUCUGUCCGGCUCAGAGGACAAGGUUACAGCAGAGAAACACUCAUCACGUAUGGACGCUCCCGGGACAUCAGGGAGCAAAUCAGUACUGACACCUCAUCAAUCUACAGCGCCCGAUGACCAAGCCGUCGAUGAGAUGACAGACAUGUUCGCAGGUCUAAACAAGAAAAAGAAGAAAUCGACCAAGACGAAAACAGAGGACAAGGAGGAUGGCGAGGCUGCCGCGCCCGUUGCCGGUGCUGACGGCGACUUUGACGCCUCCAUCCUGAAGAAGAAGAAAAAGAAGACAACCAAACCCAAAACCGAGGGAGAGGACUUUGCCGAGAAACUCGCUCGCGCCGGCCUUGCCGAUGCAACAAACGAAGAAAAAGAGGAAGCUGCAGUACAGGAACAAUCGGGGGAUAUGACUCAGGGAACCGGAAUUUGGGCUCACGACGCAACAUCCCCGAUCUCGUACGAGCUCCUCCUCAAGAGAUUCUUCUAUCUCGUCAACGAACACAACCCGGACAUCCUGUCCUCUGGAAGCAAAUCAUACAAGAUCCCACCCCCGCAAUGUCUAAGGGAAGGGAACAAGAAGACCAUCUUCGCCAACAUCGCCGAGAUCUGCAAGAGGAUGAACCGAAACGAUGAGCACGUCACCCAAUUCCUGUUCGCCGAACUCGGCACGAGCGGCUCCGUCGACGGGUCCAAGAGACUGGUCAUCAAGGGCAGAUUCCAACAGAAACAGAUCGAGAACGUCCUGAGACGGUAUAUUGUCGAGUACGUGACCUGCAAGACCUGCCGCUCCCCCAACACCGAGCUGAGCAAGGGCGAGAACCGGCUGUACUUUGUCACGUGUAAGUCAUGUGGCAGUAGGCGGUCAGUCACGGCCAUCAAGAGCGGUUUCACGGCUCAAGUGGGCAAGAGAAAGAGGCUCAAUGGAUAA